AUUUCUUGAAUAAAAUAAACAAUGGAGUUGUUUGCUUUAUUUCUGGCUAUUCUGACAGCGAGCAUUUGUCUAUACUAUUUUGUUUCAAACAAGUUAAAUUAUUUUGAUCGACUGCAAAUCCCGUAUGUGCAACCGAUUCCAAUUUUGGGCAACAUGGCACGUGUCAUUUUCGGACGUAUGUCCAUGGCGGAACAGAUACGAAACAUUUACAAUCUUUUUCCGGACGAAAAAUAUGUUGGAUUCCACGAUUUUACGAGGCCUACCUUCAUUAUUCGUGAUCCAGAGAUAAUUUCAACGAUUGCCAUCGAACAUUUUAAUAACUUCUGCAACCAUCGUAGCGUCGUGAACGAAUCACUCGAUCCGAUAGCCAGUAGAAAUCUGGUCAGUUUGCAAGGACACCGUUGGCACAAAAUGCGAAAGCUUCUCAGCCUUUCUUUUGCACCCAGCAAAUUAAAGAUGAUGUUUGGACUUAUAAGUGAGUGUGCCGAAAAUUCGAUCAAUUCUGUAGUAACGGAAUCUGGAAAAACCGGCAAGACGUUUGAUAUAAAUGAUUUAUUUUUGAGAUAUGCCAACGAUACGUUGGCCACCUGCGCUUUCGGCAUCAAAAUAGAUUGGUUCAACGAUCCGAAAAACUCAUUCUUUAUGAUUGGGAAAGAAGGAAUGACGUUUAAUUCUUGGAAAUAUUUCAAAUUUUUUAUGAACAGAAAUUUCCCGCUAAUUGCGAAACUUUUGAAGCUGAGACUGAUUGGCUCGAGAACAGAAAAUUUUUUCUAAGACAUCGUUACCACUGUUGUAAA
Messenger RNA from Solenopsis invicta (red fire ant), 797 nucleotides. Its product is annotated as cytochrome P450 9e2-like. NCBI's taxonomy places the organism in Eukaryota, Metazoa, Arthropoda, Insecta, Hymenoptera, Formicidae. The record is from RefSeq and is a predicted model, not a curated record. The transcript has a single exon. Gene Ontology annotation, molecular function: monooxygenase activity; oxidoreductase activity, acting on paired donors, with incorporation or reduction of molecular oxygen; heme binding. Bases 22 to 774 code for a protein of 250 amino acids.